This is a messenger RNA of Aspergillus homomorphus CBS 101889, 730 nucleotides long. RefSeq lists its product as uncharacterized. Bases 191 to 592 code for a protein of 133 amino acids. The record is from RefSeq and is a predicted model, not a curated record. Lineage: Eukaryota; Fungi; Ascomycota; Eurotiomycetes; Eurotiales; Aspergillaceae. The transcript has 2 exons.
GUCAGUCAGUCAGUCAGUCAGUCAGAGUGAGUGAGUGCAAAACCGGUCGGGUUCUUGAUUGCAAGUACCGUGUACCGUCUUCUUACUUCCCUUCCUAUCUAUACACUUGACAUUCCUCUUCCUCUCCUCAUUCUUUUCAAUUUCAGUUGAUAUAAGGAUAUUGUUAUUGUUUAUAGGGGAGUACUCCACGAUGCCACCAGAACCACCAGAAUUCAAUUGUCGAGUCCAGAAGACUCUCCCCCGAACCAUAGGACUGGGCUCAGGCCAUCAGAGAUUGUUGCUGAUCGCAUCGUCAUCGACUACGUACCCGAAAAAAAGAGGGUCGCAAAGAGGGUCCCUGAUCCCGAUCCUCCCUCCAUCUGGGCCCCGUCGGAUAUAUUCAGUUUUUCCUUAUUCUCCCUUUCUUUCUUUCAUAUCACCAGAUAAACUUUUUUUUUUCUCCAGUCAGCUGCCGGACGAACUCUUCUCCUUGACUGUAACUACUGUAUCCACGGUUACUUGGUGGUUCUCCUUCCCUCCCACCCCUCUCUUCUUCUUCUUUUUCUUCUUCUUCUUCCUCCUCCCUGCAUUCGGAUCUGAUGUUGGAUGUUGAUGCCGAUGUCGAUGUAUCCAAUGCGAGUGAGCAUCUGACAGGUCCAAUCGCCGUAACCUCAGCCCAGCCCUGCCUUUAAAUCUCUUUCACCCCUUGCGACAACGGCUUUAUUCCUCCCUCUUUGAGUCCCGAGUCGCC